This is a messenger RNA of Cercospora beticola, 2062 nucleotides long. Its product is annotated as ferric reductase family protein. Gene Ontology annotation, biological process: intracellular iron ion homeostasis; iron ion transport; copper ion import. Gene Ontology annotation, molecular function: ferric-chelate reductase activity. The record is from RefSeq and is a predicted model, not a curated record. Gene Ontology annotation, cellular component: plasma membrane. Lineage: Eukaryota; Fungi; Ascomycota; Dothideomycetes; Mycosphaerellales; Mycosphaerellaceae.
AAGUUCGCAAACUCACUGCCUCUUCGGCGCCAGUCUCUUGUCCUCAAAGACAGGUCCACUGGUCCCAUCAUCUGGCAGGCUGGGCUUUACGCCAACGAACAUCUGCCAACGACAUCAGUCAACAUGGACGAAAUGAUGCAUAUGGGCACGCCGUGGCUGGAUAAGCCAUUGAGCGAGACCUAUCGCGCAUAUGAAUGCUCGCUCAACGAUACCCAGGCAUGCGAGUAUCAGCAGGGGUACUGGAGAUUUUGGUACGAGGCGGAUCACAGAUACGCGCUGCCCACAGUGGCAUUUUUCCUCGUCACCAUCAUCCUCUUCUCUGUGGUCCAUCUGAUCGAUCAAUUCGCGUCGCAAGGCAUCAAACAAUCGAAGCUGGGUCGAAACAUCGCCGCCCUUAACCGUUGGUUAAGCUACAAGUCGUAUCGAAUCAAUGCUCUGAAUUGGAAUUCCGCUCCAUUGGGCCUUCUCAUUCUUGGUGCUAUCGGCUUCAUCUACUUUAUGUGUAUGACUCUCGCACCGAAGCCGUACUACUGGCCAGACACUGCAGAAUUUGGAAGCUCGCCUCCGAUAGCAACCAGAGCAGGAUGGCUCUCCCUUGCGUGCAUGCCGUUUGUCUUCGCGACGGCAGGGAAGAGCAACUUCAUCACAUUGGUGACGGGUGUGAGUCACGAGAAGCUGCAGGUCUUCCAUCGAUGGAUCUCCUAUGCUUUUUUCGUGACCGCGCUCGUGCACACGUUUCCGUUCAUCAUAUACAAUAUCAAGACUGGGACGAUGGUGGAGAGCUGGAACACACUCGUAUUCUACUGGACAGGCGUUGUCGCUCUUAUCGCCCAAGGCUGGCUGACUUUUGCUUCGUUGAGUCCGUUGAGGAGCCUGAGCUAUGAAUGGUUCAAGUUCUCACACUUUGUGGCGGCCCUUGUGUUCAUGCUGUUCCUCUUCUUCCAUUGCGAUCACACACUUUCUUCGUGGGAUUACUUCAUUGCAACGGGUGUGCUCUUCUCGCUAAGCUGGCUGCACAGACAGACUCGUCUCUAUUUCGAGCACGGGUUGGGACAUCGGGCAAAUAUCAGUCUGUCAUCAAACGGUUUCAUCUGUGUUCGCAUUCCGACUACCGCGACAUGGAGGAUCGGUCAGCACUUCUUUGUCCGUUUCAUGGGACUUGGAGUGCAUGCAUCAACGAAUCAUCCCUUCACAGCUUGCUCCUUGCCUGUGGUCGGAAGUUCUGAUCGGAAACUGACGUCGGAACUGGUGCUCUACAUCCGGCCUCGUGGCGGCACUACCGCACGCUUGGCUCAUUUCGCUGAGACACAUCCUAACAGCUCUAUGCGCGUCCUUCUGGACGGACCUUAUGGCGGAAUGGACAUGCAGAAAGUGGUGGCGUGUCCUGAGCAACUUAUCAUCGCUGGUGGAUCUGGGGCUGGUUGGAUACUGCCUUUGCUGAGUGCCUUCCUGCUUCGACAGCCACUUCCUGGUUCAGAAGAAGUGGCUGCUACGGCGCCACUUUGUGCUAGGAUUGUGCUUGCAACGAGGGAUACUGCAACAAGAGAAUGGUUCGAGUCUGCCGUUCGCGACGUUCUGGCGGAGCACGGUCUUGAGAAGGCGCCAGAUGGUCUGACAAUCGAAGUGUACUACACUGGAGCUCAAGAAAGGUCAGCAAGCGUUCCGUCCAACGGCCAAUUCCUGCGGCAGUUGGAAUCUCCAGAAAAGAUUGCCACGCAGAAUAUUGUAACCUCUGCUUCGGAGUCCGACACUUCGUCGAAUUCUGGAAAGCUAUCGAACGUGCAAAGCUUGGACAGUCGCCCUGAUUUGCCGGCUCUGAUCAGAUCAGAAAAUGCACAAAGAACAUCGAGCGGCCAACUUGGCGUGUUCGUUUGUGGACCACUGAGCAUGCAGAAUGAUGUUUCAAACGCUGUUGCUGGGGAACAGCUUGCGGUACUCAGAGGUGGAUCAAAAGAAAUCUAUCUGCACAUGGAGCACUUCUCUUGGGCCUAGUUGUAGCUAUGUUCUCUGAUGAACUCAGUGUAACGAAUUUACGAAACUUUCAGACAGAAUCGGGCCAGCA